AACAAGCCCCCCUAACACUUUCGAGUCUCCAAAUACCCUCAUCCUCACCCUUCAGGCUUCAGCCAUCACUACGAUGGCAUUGACCACCAUGCUCCGCCAACGCCUCUUAUCCCGGUCCUUCUCGAGCCACGCUGGUCCAAGCCGCUGGACGACGCCGGGCCACCAGGAGCGACCCAAUGGUUACCUCUUCAACAGGACACCACCACCUCCAGGCCAAUCCCGCAAAUGGGAAGAUUGGGAGUUACCUUGCUACAUCACGAGCUUCCUUACCAUCGUCAUCCUUGGCGUGGGCCUCAACGCCAAACCCGAUCUUACUAUCGAGACCUGGGCCCACCAAAAAGCCCUCGAAAAACUCGCCGCCGAGUCGUCUUCUUCUUCUGACUGAGAUUUUGGGGGCCAAACUUCAUCUGGGUCUGUUGGGUACGGAUCUGUGGGAACUUUUUGGAUUCUGUGUUGUUGAUAAAAUGUGUAGUUCAAAUAAAAAGAAUUUGUAGUUGUUAAAGUUUAUGGGUUUUGAAUUGGAUUUAUGCUUUCGAUGAUGAUGAUAAAGUCAUUGGCUUAUUUGGGAUCACAAUCUAAUAUUUACUUAUUGAGUUUUUAAUGGGAUUUUAGUUUA
Messenger RNA from Theobroma cacao (cacao), 616 nucleotides. RefSeq lists its product as uncharacterized. Lineage: Eukaryota; Viridiplantae; Streptophyta; Magnoliopsida; Malvales; Malvaceae. The record is from RefSeq and is a predicted model, not a curated record.